UCAAUAUUUAAACUGUCAAGUCGCCAUUUCGGCUUACUCUGUGUUUUUCAUAAAAUUAUCCGAUCUCCAUAAAUUUUCCAAAAAUAUAAACAAAAACCGUGGUUCAACAAACAAAUUAAAUGAUUCUUGCCGGGGAAAACAUAUAAUGUACACAAUGGACGUGCUAAUAACUCUGUUUUACAUUUUAUUCUGCAUUUGCGUCAUCUAUCCGCCCACGGAGUUCGUGUCGGCCGGGUUCACCAUCCCGCUGAUGUUCGAGAACUGGCUGGGCUCCGAGAAUGUCAACUUCGUCGGAUACCACAUGAAGAGGAUCACUCUGACUCUGUUCCUACAUUCGGCACUGCCUCUGGGCUAUAUUUUCUUCCUGUGGGUAGGCGGAGUGACCAACCCAUGGAUGAUGGCUUGCACAUACUUGGCCGCCAUCAUUCCUCUCCUGAUGUCUCUGAAACUGAUGACCUGGUGGGAGAAGGAGAAGCAGGACAACCCUAUUGUGAAGAUGCUGAAGCCAUUUGUCCCUGAAGGAGGUGACUGGAGGAUUGUUGCUGCCAAUCUCAACAUUGAGUUCAGAAAUGUAGACAAGGUGACAGUGCACCUCGGUACCAACAGCAAGCUGGUGACCACCGAGACCUGGAUCAUCAAGGUGUGUCUGUACAGCAUCCACGCCAUCAAGCAGAGCGACUGCACCUUGGUCGCUACUUCUACCGACAGCCACAACCUGACUCCAGCCGGCGAGGAUGAGAUCCAAUUCAUUACCAUCGAGGUCAUCCCAAACAGGCCGGACCUCAAGCAGUUCUCAUUCCGCAUCAGCGCGGCCGCCCUCCGGGACUUACAGCCGCGGCUCCUGCACCCGGUCCGGGUCCCGGAUCACCUGACCCUGCAGCCCACGCUCAUCGAGAGAUUUGUGAUGGUCUUCAAGCAACAUGUGGAUGAGAACCCGAUUUAUUAUGUUGAUCAGGAGCUGGAGCUGUGCAUCGGCUGCAUGCAGUCCCCAGCAGACGUGAAGCUGAGCAAGCGCUGCGACGCCAACACCGUGCCCGUGCUGGAGGGGCAGCCGCAGUGCCAGCAGUGCAACUGCAGGGUGCUCUGGUGCUGCCUGUGCAUAGCCCGCUGGUGGGCGGCGCGCGCGGGCGGCGCGGGCUCUGCGCCGGCGGCGUGGCUGGAGGGCCGCUGCUCGUGCCCGGUCUGCCGCGCCGUGUUCUGUGUCCGCGACGUGUGUCCGGCCCGCGCGCGCGCCUCCUGAGUGCGGCGUGCGUUCGUAGUGGUUGUGGACCCGUAGUGUGGACGUUUGGGGUUUAGGGUGAGUUGGGGUUUUUUGCGAGUGUUUUGUUUUAAGUUUGGGGUAGUCAAAGGGGAAGUUAUUGAGUUUGAGA
Molecule: messenger RNA, 1370 nt
Organism: Plutella xylostella (diamondback moth)
Lineage: Eukaryota; Metazoa; Arthropoda; Insecta; Lepidoptera; Plutellidae
Product: E3 ubiquitin-protein ligase TM129
Biological process (GO): protein ubiquitination
Cellular component (GO): membrane; endoplasmic reticulum
Molecular function (GO): ubiquitin protein ligase activity
Source: RefSeq, a predicted model, not a curated record